Messenger RNA from Protopterus annectens (West African lungfish), 2210 nucleotides. Its product is annotated as solute carrier family 22 member 7-like. Gene Ontology annotation, biological process: transmembrane transport. Gene Ontology annotation, cellular component: membrane. Gene Ontology annotation, molecular function: transmembrane transporter activity. The record is from RefSeq and is a predicted model, not a curated record. Bases 42 to 1700 code for a protein of 552 amino acids. The transcript is spliced from 10 exons. NCBI's taxonomy places the organism in Eukaryota, Metazoa, Chordata, Ceratodontiformes, Protopteridae.
UGCCUCCCUCACAGUUAUUCUUUCACUACAACCAAGAGGUGAUGAUGAAGUUUGAAGAGGUACUCCACGAAGCUGGUGACUUUGGGAAGUUUCAGAUUUUGGUUCUGGCACUUCUGUUUAUUCCAAGAAUCAUUGUUCCCCUGCACUUUAUGCUACACAACUUCUUGGGGCUGGUCCCACCUCACCACUGUGCCAUUUCAGCUCAGGACAGUCUAGUAAACUUAAUUGAAGAUGGGAGACUCACAGUUAGUAUUCCUAAGGAGGCUGAUGGGACCUUCAGUUCCUGUAAGAUGUACUCAGAGCCCCAGUUUCAUCUCCUGUCCAACUCUUCCCAAGAAGAUGGGAACAUCUCUUCCAUUACACAGUGCAAGCAGGGCUGGCAAUAUGACCACAGUCAGUUUCUAUCUACCAUUUCAGAAGAGUGGAAUCUAGUUUGUGAGAAGAAAGGAUUAAAUCAAGCAUCUGCAACCUUCUUUUUCAUUGGAGUAACCUUUGGUGCUGUCAUUUUUGGUUUGCUUUCUGACAGGUUUGGGCGGAAAAAAAUCCUUCUUGUCACAUAUAUUGUAACUGCUUUAGCUGGAAUGAGUGCUGCAUUUUCCAAGUCUUAUGCAAUGUUUGCUGUACUAAGGUCCAUUUCUGGAAUGUCCAGCUCAGGAAUGGGAAUGCUGUCUUUAUCAUUAGGAAUUGAGUGGAUUACAGUAAAGAAUCGAACAUUUACAGGAACAGUAAUCGGUCUGUCUUGGUGUAUUGGGAAUAUAUUACUGGCCCCCAUGGCCUACUUUAUCAGGGACUGGCACUGGCUUCAGUUUGCUGUAUCUGCUCCAUGUGUGUUGUUAAUAUUCACCUGGUGGUGGAUUCCAGAGUCUGCAAGAUGGUUACUAGCAAAUAGACAGAUCGAAAUGGCUGAAAAGGUCCUGAAGAAAUGUGCAUAUGUAAAUGGCAAAAAUGAGUAUACCUCCAAAGUUAACGAUGAGACCUUAAAAAAAGUAAUGACUGCACCGAAUUCAGCUAAGUUUUUCUCCUACUGGCAAUUAGUAAAAACACCCCAAAUAAGGAAGACCACACUUUGCAAUGGAAUUGUAUGGUUUGGAGUGGCUUUUACAUAUUAUGGAAUCAGUAUGAGAAUUACUGGAUUUGGCCUGAAUGUAUACCUAACACAAUUCGUUUAUGGAGCUAUUGAAAUUCCAGCUAAAAUAGGUACCUACCUUGUUUUAGAUAUCACUGGCCGAAGGAAGGGCCAGGCAUGGACACUGAUCAUCACAGGAGCACUGAUUGCUUUGACUGCUGUCAUACCUGCAGAAUAUGGCCUCCUUCGCUCUGUGACAUCUAUUAUUGGGAAGGGAUUCUCUGAGGCAGCCUUCACCAUAGCCUUCCUGUUCACUGCAGAACUAUAUCCAACAGUUAUCAGGCAGACAGCUUUAGGAUAUGCAAGUUUCAUUGGUCGAAUUGGAAAUUCAGUUGCUCCAUUAAUCCUGCUGCUGGAAGACAUCUGGUUUUAUUUACCUUCUAUUAUAUUCAGUGUAGUGCCCAUUAUCUGUGGGACAACUGCAUUCCUGCUGAGAGAAACAACAAAUACUCACCUGCCAGAGACGAUUGAUGAUAUAGAGCAUAGAGGAAUGAAAGCUGCUAAUGGCCUUCUUCAGCAUGAGACAGAGCUCCAGUUAAUGCCUGUACACCAAAAUGGAGAACUAGCAAAAUGAACUAGAAAACCACUUUACCUCCUCCAUUUGAUAUGAACAAUGAAAAAAUGACCAAAAGAAAGCAUUUUUAUUUUCUAAACCUUUCACUUUUAGCAGAUCUCUGGUUUACCAUUGUUAGUUUAAAAAGAAAAUUAAAGAAUAUUCAAGUGAAACAGUAAAUCAUUGCUCUUAGUUUUAUUUUAGAUUAUUCAUGCUAAAACAUUUGUGGCUCAGAGAAAAUGGAGAAAAACAAUCUAGUUAUUGACAAAGUGACUCGAGUGGUUGGUAAAAAUCCAAGAGGAAAAUUGAUAUAUCAGUUUGCAGCCUAAGAGAUAUAGUUCCAUGACUCCUACUGUUUCAUUUCUUCUGAAUCCUCACUUUGCCUUAUGUGUACCUAUGCAGUUUUGAACUACUGUACAACUGUUGACACUGUCUUUUUUGGAAGGCUCUUAGCUAUAUAAAUUUCAUUCUCUGCAAAAACAAAUACUUUCUCACCUUACUUUUGAGUCCUUCACAUUAUUUCAAAUUACG